This is a messenger RNA of Portunus trituberculatus (swimming crab), 2996 nucleotides long. RefSeq lists its product as uncharacterized. Lineage: Eukaryota; Metazoa; Arthropoda; Malacostraca; Decapoda; Portunidae. The transcript has 3 exons. Bases 444 to 905 code for a protein of 153 amino acids. The record is from RefSeq and is a predicted model, not a curated record.
UCUCUCUCUCUCUGACACUGGGCUGGAAAAGUAGUCAUUACAGGCCUGGUUAAAGAAUUAGCAGUAACAUAUGGAGGGUAGACCAUUAUCUAGGACAGCCAUGUGUCCGUCAGUGUUUAACCGAGUCACCAAAAUAAUGUCAAACCCUCCAUCAUCCAAUGAGGAGAGAACCCUGGACCUGUCAAUCUCUGCCAGGAUGGCGAGCCUUGUGGCUCUGCGAUCGUGAAUAGAGUAGUUACCUAUAGGGAAGGAUACCUGUGCUUCGACACAUUCCUUCAUUCCUUUUCUCUCAUUCACCAUCUAGCGUUAUAUCAUCUUCCCUCUCUCACUCACCAUCCUCUCACUUCCAAUUCCUGCCCUCCGCACCCCUCCACCCCCUCGGCGUGGUGGUUACAAGAGCGCGCUGCCACCUCCUCAGCGCCAGUCUCCCGUGAGUCGGCACCAUGUCCAAAACAGAAGGGCUCUCUACAGUCCCCACCACCACUGCAGCUCCUUUCACCACCCUCGUCAAUAUCAUUAUAUUGAUGACUUUCCUAGCGCCCCACGUGUCCCCUGCCCAUCUCCUGAUCAGUCCACGGCCUCACUAUAUUGAAGAGAUACGACCUGUCUUACCCACCAAUGGCCCGUUCAUGGUACAGCAGCAGCAGCAGCAGCAGCAGCCACUUCUGGAAGCCGCCCCGCUACAGGUGCAGGAGCCACGGAAGCGUGCUGCCAUAGUCUUGGACAAGUUGAUGUUUGCUCUCCAAAAGGCCUUGGAUGAGCCCUCCUCCCCAUCCCAUCCACAGUCUGCUCCUCUGCCCCCCAGAACACCUUCUUAUACAGGACCCCUUGAUCUGCAGCGCCGUGGUAAUGGUGAUGGUCGCCUGUAUUGGAGGUGCUACUUCAAUGCUGUGUCUUGCUUCUAAGUCACCAUCAGUAUCUACCCUUAAAGGAAUCCCACAGGACAACCGCAGAACAUAAUUAUGUCAAGAUCAUCCAAGGAAAGACAAAACAGUAUCCAUUUGCAUAGCAGAGAUGACUUUGACAUCAUAACCAUUCCAGCAUGGUUACCAAUUUCUAUUAAAGAUGGUUAUCUUUGUGAACAAUGGAGACCAGUCUGAGGGAACUUUAUGAGAAAAUCUCCUCUACAAUGGAAGAAGAUUAAUUGCAACCAAAUUACGAAGUGAAGUAAGAACAUUAAAUGUGGCUAAUGAUAAAAGAAAUAUAAUUCAAACAACACAGCAAAUACUGAGCUGAUUAGAGUAGAUUGAAUCUUUUUGUGGGAAUAACUUGGCAAAAACAACGUAACACACACACACACACACACACACACACACACACACACACACACACACACACACACACACACACACACACACACACACACACACACACACACACACACAACAGAAAUAUGAUGAGAAAAAUAAUCACUACAAUAACAAGACCAAGAUUGGAUUAAGCAGCAGCUGUCUAAUCUGCAUACAAGAAAAAUGUAAAAAAGCUAGAAAGAAUAUGAAAAUAGUGUUAGAAUUCGAGAAUUAAGUUAGAAAAAUAGGUCUAUAACAGGAGGUAGAGAGAAUUUGAGAACUAUCAAUAAGUUGGUGAAAUAAAAUGGAAAAAGCAGAUAAUGAGAAACUUACUAAAAGAGACAAGCAAUCAAAAAAGUAGAAAGUUGAGAAAAGGAAGACAAGAAAAGUUUUACACAAAGAUACAUUGAAGUUUAGAAUGGACUUGAGGAAGAGAGAGCUUUGGUGACAAAUGUGCACAAACUAAAGGAAAAAUUAGACAUUUAUAGAUAUAGGGGUGGGCUCAUGAGUGUAGCUCAGGCCCUGUAAACUACAGCUAGGUAAAUACGUACAUGCAAUUGCAAUGCUAUCUUCAUUUGAUAUACUAUAUACCAGCAUGUAUGAAGACUGCUACCAUUAAUUUGGUCAAGGUGUAUGAACAUCCUUGUCAAAUUGACGUGCAAAUAUGCAGAUAAAAUCACAAUCCUGAUGCACCACCAACAUUUGAAGGCAUGUAACAGAAUUCGGUUUCAAUAACUUUUUUUUUUUUUUGCAAUAGUUUUGUUACCUGAGUAUUUACGUGUGAACAUGGUAACAUGGUUGUACUUUCACUAUUCAAUGGUUUGAAUAUUGCUAUUGUUGUUAUCAUCAUCAUUAUUAUUAUUAUUAUUAUUAUUAUUAUUAUUAUUAUUAUUAUUAUUAUUAUUAUUAUAUCAUCAUCAUCAUCAUCAUCAUUAUUAUUAUUUUCAUCACUAUACAACAAAUCAACAUUGUGCUGGUUCCAAAGCCUUUCCUGAAAUCUGUACUUUGUAAGAUACUGAUUUAUUUGUAUGUAAAUAAUCCAGCACCUAAUAAGUAAAUAUUACUUAUGUCUGGAAUACAAAGUCAACUUACAACACGUUUUAGAGCAAGACAGUAAUGCUUGUGACAAGUGUUAUGAUGUUUGCAUAUCUUCAUGAAGUAAAUUUAUUGUAACAUCAACAACUAAUUGAUGAAAACCAUAUCCCUCGACUCAGUAAUGAUAUAAACAAUAUGUAUCACAUGAUUACCACUGAAAUAGUGGGUAAGAUUUUUUACACUUUAGACAGAUCUUACAGGUUGUGGCUUUGAUAAGUUAUAUAUGUCUGGUAAUAGGUCUAUGUAAACCAUAUUGUUUUCAUUCAAGACAAAUAUAUUUUUUGAGCCAGCCAUGGUGCCAAACUUCAGUUCCUUAACACCCACAUGUAGGUAAAUGAAGUGAUGAAGUAAUACUGUUUUUAGUUAGGCAACACAAGCUAACACUGUAUUUAAAUCAAUCCUUUGAUGAUAUCUUAAUUUGGUUGUUGCACUUGAAGUUCAUCGACAUACAAGACAAAUUUUGUGGUGGGUCUUGCAUGUUCUAGUCUGCAGCUAGACUGCCAUUGUAUGUGGUACUACGUAUAUACUAAUGGCAGUGACAUGUUUCCUUGUAUGCUUCUCCCUCUUGAUCUCAACCUUAACACUAACCAAUAAAUGUAUAACUAACAGUUA